GCGGUUCCCUGCCCUGAUGUUUGUGGCUGUGGGUAGGGGUCCCCUCCUGAGGGAGCAGGCCGAGAAAGCCCACACGGAGAAUAAACUCACGAGUGUAACUCGAUCUGCUGCUUCCCCUGCACGGUGGGAUGAAGCCCAGGCCGUUGGUCUGGGCUGUUUGUGCUGGUUUGGGUCUGUACGGACCAGCCCUGCAGGCUGCAGCACUCGGGGAUGGUUCUCCUUGCACCAGCUGGUGCAGAAUCCACUCAGAUUACACAGCUGGAAAAUUCCAGAGCCUGUUUCUGAGCUUCCCCACGGCCUGCUUAUAAAAGGACUCGCAUAGACAAUGUAAAGGGCUCCAGGGCAACAAUCAGAGCUGAUUUUUCCCAGGUGGUUUGUUUGCUUUGGGCUCAAACAACCACCUUUAACCCCUUUAUUUUCAUCUUCCCUUUGAUAAAGGAGCUCUCAAUAAAAAAUGUCAUGGAUCAGAGAGGGCGAGCUGACCAUCAUAGAGAGGUUCUGUGCCAACAUCAUCAAGGCAGGCCCAAUGCCCAAGCACGUCGCCUUCAUCAUGGACGGCAAUCGCCGCUACGCCCAGAAGUGCCACGUGGAGAGGCAGCAGGGACACUCCCAAGGCUUUGACAAGCUGGCACAGACGCUGCGGUGGUGCCUGAACCUGGGCAUCCGGGAGGUGACAGUCUAUGCCUUCAGCAUUGAGAACUUCAAACGCUCCAAGGAGGAGGUGGAUGGGCUCAUGGACCUGGCCAGACAGAAGUUCAGCCGCCUCCUGGAGGAGCAGGAGAACCUGAAGAAGCACGGGGUGUGCAUCCGUGUCCUCGGGGACCUGCCCCUCCUGCCCGUGGAUAUCCAGGAGCUGAUUGCCCAGGCUGUGCUGGCAACCAGGAACUACAACAAGUGCUUUCUGAAUGUCUGCUUUGCUUACACAUCGAGACAUGAGAUCAGCAAUGCUGUCAGGGAGAUGGCCUGGGGCGUGGAGCAAGGCCUGCUGGAGCCCAGUGACGUGUCUGAGUCGCUGCUGGAUAAAUGUCUGUACACCAACAACUCCCCCGACCCUGACCUGCUGAUCAGGACCUCUGGGGAGGUUCGCCUCAGUGACUUCUUGCUCUGGCAGACAUCCCAUUCAUGCCUGGUGUUUCAAUCAGUCUUGUGGCCAGAAUAUUCCUUUUGGAACUUGUGUGAAGCUAUCCUUCAGUUCCAGAUGAACUACAGUGCUUUACAGAAGGCCAGAGACUCCUACCUGGAGGAGAGGAGGCGGCAGCAGCUGGAGAGGGACCAGGCGUACGUGAGCAGGAGGCUGCGGCAGGAGGGCUGCCUGUCCCACGCAGACUCGCGGCGCCGGCGCUCGCUGCUGCAGAAGUGCACAGCCCUGAGGGAGGAGAGGAUCCGGGGCUUCCUGCAGGCCCUGGAGCACAAGAGAGCUGACUUCUUGGAGAGACUGUGUCCGGUGUCUGCGUGACACGGGCGUGGCCCUGGGAGCACAGCCUGCAGGGCGAGCCGUGGGCUGCGCCGGGAGCUCCGGUCCCGCGGCCCUGCCCGGGCAGGGGUGGCUGCUGGGAACUCUGCUGGCCUGUCAGGCUGCUGGGGAAGGUGCUGCCGUCCUGUGUCACCUCCCUGCCCUGGUGACAGAGCCCUGCACCCU
This is a messenger RNA of Melozone crissalis (California towhee), 1639 nucleotides long. RefSeq names its product dehydrodolichyl diphosphate synthase subunit (gene DHDDS). Lineage: Eukaryota; Metazoa; Chordata; Aves; Passeriformes; Passerellidae. The transcript is spliced from 8 exons. Gene Ontology annotation, molecular function: ditrans,polycis-polyprenyl diphosphate synthase [(2E,6E)-farnesyl diphosphate specific] activity. The record is from RefSeq and is a predicted model, not a curated record. The coding region runs from base 455 to 1456 and encodes 333 amino acids. Gene Ontology annotation, cellular component: dehydrodolichyl diphosphate synthase complex; endoplasmic reticulum. Gene Ontology annotation, biological process: polyprenol biosynthetic process.